Messenger RNA from Staurois parvus, 268 nucleotides. Lineage: Eukaryota; Metazoa; Chordata; Amphibia; Anura; Ranidae. The record is from the annotation of a GenBank genome assembly.
UCUCUGUCCAUCUUCUGUAUCCUGUCUGCAGUCUCUGACCAUCUUCUGUAUCCUGUCCACAGUCUCUGACCAUCUUCUGUACUAUGUCUGCAGUCUCUGACCUUCUCCUGUAUCCUGUCCGCAGUCUCUUACUGUCUCCUGUACUAUGUCUGCAGUGUCUGACCAUCUCCUGUAGUAUGUCUGCAGUCUCUGACCAUCUCUGUAGUAUGUCUGCAGUCUCUGACCAUCUCCUGUAUCCUGUCCACAGUCUCUGACCAACUCCUGAGGU